Molecule: messenger RNA, 828 nt
Organism: Aspergillus pseudoviridinutans
Lineage: Eukaryota; Fungi; Ascomycota; Eurotiomycetes; Eurotiales; Aspergillaceae
Exons: 1
Coding region: 1-828 (275 amino acids)
Source: RefSeq, a predicted model, not a curated record
AUGACGGCCAUUAUUCGCAAGUUGAGGAGGAAGCGCAAGCUGUCUUCCGAACUGCAUUCUCGAUGGGGCGAUGUAUCAAUCACUUAUCCCACCGAAGGCUCCUGGAGUCAGUGGGACCAGCCUUCUAGCAUCAAGAUGAAUAUUGCUCCUGAGAUCCCUUCGGAACAACGUCGAAGGCAUAGUUCGCCAGAGGCUCGACAUCGAGAAAGUAACUCUUCUCGCCCCGAGCCAACCUUGCAUUCUGGGGACUCGGAAGGACGGGAAUCGUCAGUCGAUUCUGCCAUGACAAUACCCACCAGACACUACGAUGCGAAAUUACGAAGUCGAUCAACAAAAGAACAGCCCACGCAGAAAUUCUCAGAGCACCGUGGAAUUGUAAGUGAGCAGAAGGGCCUUGUCAACCCUUGGGAUGAAAUAUGCUCCAGCGACGAAGCCGAUGAAGCCGAAGAAGACGUUAUUCCACCGCCAAAGGGCCCCAAACGGCUUCCGCGAGAAUUAAAUCGUCUCAAACUCAAUGCACAUAUGGAUGACCUUAAUCGCGCAUCCAAGUCACCCCCGCUCUCUGUCACCUCGCGAAUGCGGCGACGCAGUCAACAAAGCAGCGUCACCGAGCCGACAGCAUCGGUUUCGGGAACCUCGAGUUCCAAGCAUACGAGCUUUACGUCCUCAGUACCGUCAGUCCCACCUGAGGAUCCUCGACAUAUGUCGUACUCUCCAUUUCAAGAACAGAAACUCGCUCGCCGGUCAAAGCCUCGAGAGACUGAGCCAGUCCGUGAGCCAGUUCGUGAGCCGGAGUUGGUGCCCUCCUACGAUGAGCUCUACGGGUAG